Rhinolophus ferrumequinum (greater horseshoe bat) is the source of this 4396-nucleotide messenger RNA. RefSeq names its product transient receptor potential cation channel subfamily A member 1 (gene TRPA1). Gene Ontology annotation, cellular component: membrane. The record is from RefSeq and is a predicted model, not a curated record. NCBI's taxonomy places the organism in Eukaryota, Metazoa, Chordata, Mammalia, Chiroptera, Rhinolophidae. The coding region runs from base 340 to 3723 and encodes 1127 amino acids. Gene Ontology annotation, biological process: transmembrane transport; monoatomic ion transport. The transcript is spliced from 27 exons. Gene Ontology annotation, molecular function: protein binding; monoatomic ion channel activity.
GGCGGAAGGGGGGCAACCCGCGCUUUCCGCCUAUUGCGGCGAGUCCGGGGGCGCAGUCGGCGCGGGCAUCCCGUCCGCGCGUGGGGACACGAGGUCCUCUCCCCUGCCUCCUCCCCGCGCCCCUCCUUCUUCCUGCGCUACAAGUAGCCGAGGCCCCAGAACUCCUUGCAGAAGUUCUCCCGGCCUCACAAAGAGCAGGCUUUUCGCAGCCCCGGAACUGCCGGGUGCCGAAGAGCUCGGGGCCCGGGCGCCGCCCGCCGCCUGCGCCCCGCUCCCGCCCGCCCGGCGCCCGCUCACGGUUCUGUCGCCCCAGGUGCCCGCGCGGAGCAGCGGCAGCAGAUGGCGUCCGGAGUGGGCUCAAUGAAGCGCAGCCUGAGAAGGAUGCUGCGCCCUGGGGAGAGGCAGGAACCCCAGGGCGUGCUCUACCAGGGCGUGGGGGAUGCCAUGGACGCCUCCAAGGACUCCUUUAAGGUGGUGUUUGAAGGAAGCGCAAGUGAAUUAAAAAGCUGUAUGAAGAAGCCAAAGAAAUUACACAAAUACGAUGAUGUGAACGCCUCCCCCUUGCAUCACGCUGCAGAAGAAGGUCAAGUGGAGCUGAUGGACAUGAUUAUCCAUGACUCCUCUUGUGAAGUGCUGAAUGUGAUGGAUAAUUAUGGAAAUACCCCUCUGCACAGGGCUGCAGAGAAAAACCAGGUUGAAAGUGUUAAGUUUCUUCUUAGCGAAGGAGCCAACCCAAACCUCCGGAACAGGAACAUGAUGGCACCCCUCCAUCUCGCUGUGCAAGGCUUGCACAACCAGGUGGUGAAGGUCUUGAUUGAGCACAGCAGUACGAAUAUUAAUUUGGAAGGAGAAAAUGGAAAUACAGCUGUGAUAAUCGCGUGCUCCAAAGAUAAUAGUGAGGCACUGCAGAUGUUGUUAAAUAAGGGAGCUAAGCCGUGUAAAUCAAACAAAUGGGGAUGUUUUCCUGUUCACCAGGCUGCCUUUUCAGGUGCCAAAAAAUGCAUGGAAAUAAUAUUAAAGUUUGGUGAAGAAAAUGGAUAUAACAGACAAGCUCAUAUUAACUUUGUGAAUAAUGGGAAAUCCAGUCCUCUCCACAUGGCAGUUCAAAGUGGUGACUUGGAAAUGAUUAAAAUGUGCCUAGACAAUGGUGCACAGUUGGAACUGAUAGAGAAUGGGAAGUGCACAGCCCUUCAUUUUGCUGCCACCCAGGGAGCCACUGAGAUUGUCAAAUUGAUGAUAUCUUCCUAUUCUGGGAGCAGUGACAUCGUGAAUGCCAGGGACGGAAAUGAGGAGACGCUGCUUCACAGGGCCUCAUUAUUUGAUCACCAUGAACUAGCAGAAUACUUAAUUUCAGUGGGAGCAGAUAUUAAUAGCACCGACUCUGAAGGACGCUCUCCUCUGUUACUGGCCACUGCUUCUGCAUCUUGGAAUGUUGUAAAUUUGCUCCUCUCUAAAGGUGCCCAUGUAGACAUAAAAGAUCAUCUUGGACGUAAUUUCUUGCAUUUGACUGUACAGCAACCAUAUGGAUUAAAAAAUUUGCAACCUGAGUUUAUGCAGAUGCAACAUAUUAAAGAGCUGGUAAUGGAUGAAGACAAUGAUGGGUGUACCCCUCUCCAUUACGCAUGCAGACAGGGGGUCCCUGUCUCGGUAAAUAACCUCCUUGACUUUAAUGUGUCCAUUCAUUCCAAAAGCAAAGAUAAAAAAUCACCCCUACAUUUUGCAGCCAGUUACGGGCGUAUCAAUACCUGCCAGAGGCUCCUGCAAGACAUGAGUGACACGAGGCUUUUGAAUGAAGGUGACCUUCAUGGAAUGACCCCUCUCCACCUGGCUGCAAAAAAUGGCCACGACAAAGUGGUUCAGCUUCUCCUGAGAAGAGGUGCCUUGUUUCUCAGUGACCACAAUGGCUGGACUGCUUUGCAUCAUGCUUCCUUGGGCGGGUACACUCAGACCAUGAAGGUCAUUCUUGACACGAAUUUGAAGUGCGCAACAGAUCAGCGUGACGAAGAAGGGAACACUGCGCUUCACUUUGCUGCAACAGAGGGCCACGCCAAAGCUGUCGCCCUCCUUCUGAGCUACGACGCUGACAUCGUCCUCAACAAGCAGCAGGCCUCCUUCCUGCACAUGGCGGUUCAUAAUAAGAGGAAGGAGGUGGUUCUUACAGCCAUCAGGAGCAAAAGAUGGGAAGAAUGUAUUAAGGUUUUUAAUCAUAAUUCUCCAAGCAAUAAAUGUCCGAUCAUGGAAAUGGUAGAAUACCUCCCUGAAUGCAUGAAAGUUCUUUUAGAUUUUUGCAUGAUGCCUUCCACAGAAGAAAAGUCCUGCCAAGACUACCACAUCGAGUAUAAUUUCAUAUAUCUUCAGGAGCCAUUAGAAUACACCAGAAAAACGUCUGCAGAGGAUGUGGUUACAUAUGAGCCUCUCACAACCCUCAAUGCAAUGGUACAACACAACCGCAUAGAGCUUCUCAACCAUCCUGUGUGUAAAGAAUAUUUACUUAUGAAAUGGUUAGCUUAUGGGUUUAGAGCCCAUCUUCUGAACCUAGGAUCGUACUGUCUUGGUCUCCUCCCUAUGACCUUUCUUGUUAUCAAUAUAAAGCCAGGGAUGGCUUUCAACUCAACUGGAAUCAUCAAUGAAACUAGCGAUCAUUCAGAAAUACUAGACACCAAGAAUUCCUAUCCUAUAAAAGUUUGUAUGAUUUUAGUUUUUUUAUCAAGUUUAUUUGGAUAUUGCAAAGAAAUGAUCCAAAUUUUCCAACAGAAAAGGAAUUACUUUUUGGAUCACAGCAAUGGAAUUGAAUGGAUUAUCUACACAGCGAGCAUCAUUUUCGUGUCCCCCUUGUUCGUGGGUAUACCAGCUCACGUGCAGUGGCAGUGUGGGGCGAUUGCCAUUUACUUGUACUGGAUGAACUUCUUAUUUUAUCUUCAGAGAUUUGAAAACUGUGGCAUUUUCAUCGUUAUGUUGGAGGUCAUUAUGAAGACUCUGUUGAGAUCUACCGUCGUGUUUAUCUUUCUGCUUUUGGCUUUCGGACUCAGCUUUUACGUCCUCCUGAGUAUACAGGAUGCUUUCAGCUCUCCGGUGCUUUCUAUCAUCCAGACCUUCAGCAUGAUGCUGGGAGAUAUUAAUUAUCGUGAUGCCUUCCUAGAACCCUUUUUGAGAAAUGAACUGGCAUACCCAAUUCUGUCCUUUGCACAACUUAUUAUCUUCACCAUGUUUGUCCCAAUUGUCCUCAUGAAUUUACUGAUCGGCUUGGCAGUUGGGGACAUUGCAGAGGUGCAGAAGCACGCACUGUUGAAGAGGAUUGCUAUGCAGGUGGAACUUCACACCAACUUAGAGAAGAAGCUGCCACUCUGGUUUCUACGCAAAGUGGAUCAGAAAUCCAUCAUCGUGUAUCCCAACAGACGCAGAUACAGGAGAGGGUUAUUAAGUAUAUUUUAUUAUAUCUUUUGCACCCAAGAAGCAAGGCAAGAAAUACCAAAUGUCGAUACAUCUUUAGAGGUAGAAAUAUUGAAGCAGAAAUACCGGCUGAAGGAUCUGACUUCUCUUCUGGAAAAGCAGCAUGAGCUUAUUAAGCUCAUCAUUCAGAAGAUGGAAAUCAUCUCGGAGACAGAGGAUGAAGAUAACCACAGUUCUUUUCAGGACAGGUAUAAAAAAGAGCAGUUAGAACAAAGGAACAGCAAGUGGAAUUCUGUGCUGAGAGCAGUAAGGGCAAACGCUCAGUACCCUUAGCCUCUUAGCAGUAGUGGCCUAACCCAGCAGGGCUUCCUGUGUAUAUAUGUCUUGUAUAUUAAACACAAAUGUACACUUGUAUGCGCUGGGUCUAAUUUCCAAUUUGGAAAGGGUGAGGAAAAGCAGAAAUCUGAUUCUGUUUCACUACACGUAAAACCCUGGUUCCUACAUCCCCUGUAAAAGUAAACUCUUUCUUUCGAUUCAUAUUUUCUGCCAGUCACUAUGUAUUGAGAAGAUCCUUGCUGGUAUGUUCACGUUGGACUUUACCUCUCUUUAUUUAAUGGGUAGAAAGUAAUUUGCUACAACACACAUUUUUAAUGAUAAGGAGUAAUAAAUGUAACUGUUAAGCUAGAAUACAAAUGUCAAUACUGGAUUCCUGCUUGAUGAUUAGAUAUAUAACAUGUAAUGCAUUACACAGUUAAUCAUUAGAUUGGGUUCUACCAUUUGGCAUCGUGUGUGUGUGUGUGUGUGUGUGUGUGUGUGUGUGUGUGUGUUGGAAGACCCCAUGGGUGGACCCCUGUGUGCUCUGUUCUGACUGCAAUAAACGGCCCCACCCUUCUUGCUACUCCCAGCACACCUGAUGUCACUUUGUGUUGAGGCUCAAACUAACAGACCUUAUGUUAUGAUAACGUGUUGUUUCUGUGUUGUUUGCCAACGAUCAUAAUAAAUGUGA